This is a messenger RNA of Columba livia (rock pigeon), 12790 nucleotides long. RefSeq names its product PE-PGRS family protein PE_PGRS30-like. The transcript is spliced from 3 exons. NCBI's taxonomy places the organism in Eukaryota, Metazoa, Chordata, Aves, Columbiformes, Columbidae. Bases 1059 to 2531 code for a protein of 490 amino acids. The record is from RefSeq and is a predicted model, not a curated record.
UAACACGUUGUUUAGGAGCUGAGAGCUUAGUUUGUAUUUAACUAAUAAUUAAGAGACGUGUUGUCAGCGAGAAACUAAACGAUUACAACUAACCUCAUCAAAUGAAGUAAAGACAGGCCAGCCAGGCGUGGUGGUGGAGUUGCUCUCUAUGUGAGAGAGCAGCUACAGUGUACUAAAUUCUGCCCAGGAGCGGAUGAGGAGCGAGUUGAGAGUGUAUGGGUCAGGAUCAAGGGGCAGGCUGGCAGGGGUGACACUGCUGUGGGCGUCUGUUGCAGGCCACCAGAUCAGGCUGAGGAAGCUGAUGAGGCCUUCUAUGGGCAGCUGAGAGCGGCCUCACGGUCACAGGCCCUGGUUGUUGUGGGGGAUUUUAAGUUCCCUGGUGUUUGCUGGAAGGACCGUUCAGCCAGCCAGCCACAGUCCAGGAGGUUCCUGCCGUGCAUCGGUGAGAACCGCCUCAUGCAGGUGGUGGAGGAGCCGACUGGGAGAGGUGCACUGCUGGAUCUCAUCCUCGCUAGCAAGGAGGGUCUGGUCGAAGCAGGAAAGGUUGAGGGCUGCCUGGGCUGCAGUGACCACGAGAAGGUGGAGUUCAGCAUCUUGUGUGGCAGGAACAGAACAGCAAGUAGAAUUGCAACCCUGGACUUUAGCAGGGCCAACUUUGGCCUUUUCAAGCAAUUGCUGGGGGAAAUCCCACGGGCAAGACUGCUUGAAGGAAAAGGGGCCCGAGAUAGCUGGGUUGCAUUCAGAGAUUGCUUCUUCCACGCUCAGGAUCAGAGCAUCCCCACAUGAAGGGAGUCGAGGAAGGGAGCCAGGAGGCCUGCGUGGUUGAACAGGGACCUGUUGGGUAUGCUCAAGCAGAAGAGGAGAGUUUGCAGGUCAUGGAGGCAGGGGCUGGCCACUUGGGAGGAAUAUAAGGCUGCUGUUAGAGGAUGCAGGAAGGCAGCUAGGAUAGCCAAGGCCCCCUAGAAUUACAGCUGGCGAGAGGGGUCAAGGACAGCAAAAAGAACUUUUUCAAAUACAUAGCAGAUAAAACUAACACCAGAGGCAAUGUAGGCCCACUGAUGAACGGGGUGGGUGCCCUGGUGGCAGAAGAUACAGAGGAGGCAGAAUUCCUGAAUGCCUUCUUUGUCUCUGUCUACUCUGCCGGAGGCCGUCCUGGGGAGCCCUGUACCCCUGAGACCCCGGAUGAAGCCAGGUCAGUGGAGGAGUUUGCUUUAGUCGAUGAGGACUGGGUUAGGGAGCAAUUAAAUAGUCUGGACAUCCAUAAAUCCACGGGUCCGGAUGGGAUGCACCCGCGGGUGCUGAGGGAGCCGGCUGAAGUCACUGCUGGACCGCUCUCCGUCAUCUUUGCCAAGUCUUGGGAAACGGGGGAGGUGCCCGAGGACUGGAGGAAAGCAAAUGUCACUGCAGUCUUCAAAAAGGGCAAGAAGGAGGACCCGGGUAAUUACAGACCGGUCAGCCUCAGCUCUGUCCCUGGGAAAGUAAUGGAACAGCUUCGUCUGGACAACAGAGCAGUGAGGUGGGUUGCAAACUGGCUUAAGGAGAGAAGCCAGAGAGCGGUAGUCAAUGGUGCGGAGUCCAGCUGGAGGCCAGUAUCCAGUGCAGUGCCUCAGGGGGCAGCGCUGGGGCCAAUGUUGUUCAAUAUAUUCAUUAACGAUUUGGACGAGGGAAUAGAGUGCACUAUCGGCAAGUUUGCUGAUGACACCAAGCUGGGAGGGGUGGCUGACACGCCAGAAGGCUGUGCUGCCAUCAGAGACCUGGACAGGCUGGAGAGUUGGGCGGGGAAUAACCUGAUGAAAUUUGACAAGGGCAAGUGUAGAGUCCUGCACCUGGGCAGGAACAACCCCAGGUUCCAGUAUAGGUUGGGAAAUUACGUAUUAGAGAGCAGUGUAGGGGAAAGGGACCUGGGGGUUCUGGUGGACAACAGGAUGACCAUGAGCCAGCCCUGUGCCCUUGUGGCCAGGAAGGCCAAUGGCAUCCUGGGGUGUAUUAGAAGGGGGGUGGUUAGUAGGUGGAGAGAGGUUCUCCUUCCCCUCUGCUCCGCCCUGGUGAGACCGCAUCUGGAAUAUUGUGUCCAGUUCUGGGCCCCUCAGUUCCAGCAGGACAGGGAACUGCUGGAGAGGGUCCAGCGUAGGGCAACGAAGAUGAUUAAGGGAGUGGAGCAUCUCCCGUGUGAGGAAAGGCUGAGGGAGCUGGGUCUCUUUAGUUUGGAGAAGAGGAGACUAAGGGGGGACCUUAUCAAUGUUUAUAAAUAUAUAAAGGGUGAGUGCCAUGAGGAUGGAGCCAGGCUCUUCUCGGUGGCAAACAACGAUAGGACAAGGGGUAAUGGGAUCAAGCUGGAACACAAGAGGUUCCGCUUAAAUUUGAGAAGAAACUUCUUCUCAGUGAGGGUGGCAGAGCCUGGCCCAGGCUGCCCAGGGAGGUUGCGGAGCCUCCUUCUCUGGAGACAUUCAAAACCCGCCUGGACGUGCUCCUGUGCGACCUCACCUGGGCGUUCCUGCUCCAUGGGGGGAUUGGACUGGAUGAUCUUUUGAGGUCCCUUCCCGUCCCAAACAUACUGUGAUGCUGUGAAGAAUGCGGCUUAGCAGCGCUGCUGACUCUGCCGUCCCGUUCCCUUCCCCGUUUCAGCCGGCGAGGCGGCCGGAGGACCCGCUCUGUGCGGCCGCGGGGCCCGCGGAGUCGAGGGCUCUGUCGGCGCGCCCCGGGGGUUUCUCUGGAGAGACUCCUCGUCUCGGUCGCGUCGCGGCGGGGACGGACGAGGACCUCUGGCGAGGGGUCUUUCUGCGCUGGGAGCCGGGACCGGGCACGCGCUCGCGGGGCGUCCGUAAGUCGCGGUACGGAAUUUAGGCAGGAUAGCGCGCACGGGCUUGCGAGCGCCUUACAGGCGUGCGGUGGUUGCUCGUGCGGCCAGCUUUUGGUGUCGGUUGUUCCGGCGCUCCGUCGCGGUGUAGAGCCGGCCCCGUACGUAGCGGUGAGGCGUACCGCAGUUCGGUUUGAUUCUCGGAUAGGCCUCGGCUCUGACUGUGCACUCGAACGCCAAAACCUACAGCGGAAGCUGCGGUGGCUUUAGCGUGCAAGGGGCGCGAGCGCCGUGAAGCCGCCCGUGUGGCCGAGCGUCCCGAUCGCGGCGCUGAGCGUUAGACGGACUUGAGCCGCGUGCCGGAAUUGUUUUGUUUUGGAAAGGGCGGGAUAAACUUGGAGCACAACUUGUGAGGGCGGUACGUCGUGGGCAGGUUUUAGUAUUGCCUGUGGAGUGCCGCUAGAAGCGUUCGUAGUUCUUGCUUGUCUCUGUUACAAGAUGAGCCGUGUCGUCCUGCGUGACGCGUAACGGGAGGACGGCGCGGUAGCGGUGCUCUGCACAAGAGCCCGUUGGGGGGUAUUUUAGCUCGCGGGAAAGGGAUUGGGAACCACCUGGUGGGAAUGCGAGGAGAGCAGCCCUGGCGAAACCUGAGGAGCCGAGGCCGUUGUAUAAAUUGGACAAGGAAGGAAAGGCUGCGGGCAAAGCGCGGUGCUGCACCCGGCCGCCCCAACGCGGAACUCUAAUGUGGAAUUCCUGUGUUUCAGAGGGGGAGCUGUGACCGCCCCGUGCUCAGCAGACCCCCCAGCCCGGGUGGGGGGAGCAGCGCCGGAGCGGGAGACGCGGCUCCGUCCUCCGUCCCCAGCGUGCCGGGGGGCGGCUGCCGGCCUGUGGGACGUGGCUGCGGCUGUUCGGGGCGCUGCCCCCCCAUGUUUGGGCGCUCUGGUAUGUACAUAGGUAAAUGGCGUUUUAAAGUAAUGUGCUGCCCGCUGGGGCUGUUUUCCUUUUCUACCUUUUUUUUUUUGAGUGAAUAAAUGGGGGGACUCGGGGGGUGACGAUGACGUUACUGGAGGAGCAGGCCGGUGAGAGAUGGGGGCUUUCAGCCCCAAAAUGCCUGAACAAUCAUGGGUGGGGUGUUUAGUGGUACUGUGGGGAGGAGAAAUUUCUCCCUGUCCGUUGCAGAGAAAACAGAACAAUCCCACAUCAAAGCUGUCCUAGAGAAGUACUUGCUGUUUGUCAUUCCGGUUCUAGAGCAGCCCGAUGUGCUGUUAAAGGUUGUGGUGGUGCGGGUCAGGGAUCCCCAGGCUGUGCCGAGACCGCAGGACGGCUGCUGGUGGAACAAAGUCAAGGACAACUUCUCAGACCUAUCCUGGUGUUUUCCAUCCUUCAGGACUUACUUAUUACUGUUGUGAGAGUCCGAGAGAAAAGGAGGAGUGUCUGUGACUUACAACCGUCGUUGUUGAUCUACAGUGUUUUAGAGACGGAUUCUUGCAGGAUCUAUUUCUGGUUCGUCCUUCACUCCUCCCCAGACCGCAGCGCUGGUCCGAGUUCCCCAGCACACGUGUGUGUGUCCAGCCGGGUACGCUGGGGGAGCGCGUCAGGGCGGGCAGACGGCUGAAUGGACGCGCUGUCAGCGACUGCGGAACGAGCUGGGGCUGCUUUGACCGUGUCCAGCCGUGUGCGUGUGGUUUGUUUUCACUUGCAGGCUGAAACAGCAGUUUCCUUAAUUAAAAACACCCCAACAUGUCCCCCGGCCCCCAACAAAAAUAACGGCAAAAAUGCCACUGAAAGAAACACAGGGAGUUUUUAAAAAAUUUCCUUUAGCUUUCUCCCCCCUCCACCCCUACCCUGCUGCGUUCAGUGCAGUGAAUGACCGUGAGGAGAUGGCUGUGGAUCUGGCUGUUGAAGGGUGUGUGAAGGAGAAGGAGGUGUGUGUAGAGCAGGAUUGGUGGUGGAGGUGAGUGCAGCUGGUUUGGGUGUGGGGCUGUAAAUUCCUUUUGGAGGCUUCCUAGUUUCUGGUGUCACCUGCGGGGUGAAGUGUGACUCUGUGCAGGUUUGAAAGGUGCAACGUGCAGAGCUCCCUCAUUUGCCACCAGAUCUCCCAAUCACAGAGACAGCGUCGCUGUGCAGCUGCUAAGGACAGCGCGUCUCGUGCAGAACAGCAUCCUUUGUGCUCCGUGUGCGUGUUCCUCCUUUGAAAUGAAGUUGGGCCGCCCGGUGUUCCACGUUACGUGUGGUACCUGCUGGGCUGAGUCUCCUCCCCGCGCUCCGGUCGGUUCCGUCGCGCUGCCGCAGCCCCGGCAGCACCGCGGCGUUCGCUGGACGCGUUGUUGGCGGAGCCGGCACCGACAAUCUUGACACGUCGAGGCGCUGCGGUGGGUUUGCCUGGAAAUUCCAAGGUAAUUCCAAGGCAGACAGUAAUAAUCCCCAAUUUAUGUAGUAAAAUUUAAAACAGUGGAAUAUAAAUACUGGAGCGCUAAUUGGAAGUAAUACCUGUAGAGAAAAAAACCUCUAGUUUAUAUCUACAAUAAAAAAUAAUGUGUGCUAGUUAAUCCGCCUGGUAGUAAUGUAAUGAUAAAAAUGUUAAAGUGUAAAUAGAUGAAAUUAUAUAGGCAUGAGCAAGAAGUAAAUUUAAUUUCAGCUAUUACUUGGUGAACUAGGCAGCAGUUGUUCCCAAUCUGAAUGCUAGUUUAAAAAACACAUUGUUUGGAAUUCCUUUUAAAUGAUAAAGGCAGAAAACUAAUGUGGAGUCAUUGGUAGCUUCAUUUGAACAACCGUUAUGAAAUAAACCGCAGACACGAAUGACUGCAUAGGAAACAAAGUGAGGAAGCUUUAGAUUUUAAACAGCAUUGGAAAGUGAUCGGGAGUGUUUAGUAUUUAAAUUAUAACAGAGCCAUGAGAUGGGAGGCAACAAAGCUCAGAACCAAACAGAGUCAAAACGUUACAUUUCUUUUUUUAAAGAGAAGUAUAAUGGAACCACGAAGUAGUGGCUGUUUAUAAACAGAGGUAUUAAAAAGUUCCCAGGCAGUAAUGAUUCCCAACAGAACACUAAAAGAUAUUUAGAUGUAAAAUAAUAUUAGAAAACAGUUAUGACAGUCUGAAUUUAACCACAGCUUUUUUGGGGUUGUGCAAAAACAUGACCGCUAUUAAUUACCUCUGAGUUAAAAUAAAAAGACAUCAAACUAGCUGUGAUUAACAACAGCUAAUUUUAAUUUUUCAGUGUGCUAUCCAGUCCGGCUUCUCCCUCCAAGGGCGUGGUCUGAGAAAGCCACACCCCCAACUCCACCCCGUCCAAGCUCCGCCCCUGCCAGUCUGUGCCCUCCCCGAGGCGCGUGUCCCUUACAGACCCCUCCCAGCAGCAUAAUGCAUCGAAGCCCCGCCCGCGGCUCCACCCCUAAACUCAGCCCCUGCUAAACCACGCCCCCUCAGAGCACGUGCUGUACAGAGCCCACCCUACUCUCGGCUCCACCCCUCCCUUCCUAAGCUACGCCCUCUUUGGGCGUGUCCUUCUCCGUGCCCCAAGCGGCUCCUCCUAUGGGGGUGUGACACACGGAGGCCCCACCCCCUGCCCAGUUCCCCCAGGUGGGCCUCCCAAUGGGCGUGUCCUCCCAGUCCACGCCCCUCAGCACGGAUCCCACCCCCGUGGGUGGGGCUACACCCAGCUGCGCGGGCGGCCCCCCCACCCAUGCGUGACCCUCAGUAACCCCAUGGCAGCCCUAUGGCUGCCCCACAGGUACCGCUACAGCAGCCCUGCUCCUGCCCCGCAAGAGCUCCAGACACGCCUCUGCAGAGCCCCCACAGCAGCCACUUAAGUGCCCCACAGCUAUCACCGCAGCCGCCCCAUCGCGCCCCACGGCCGCCGCUGCGGGACCCCUGGAGCCCCCGGCCCCACACCCGCCCCGCAGCCCCACAGCGCGCGGUCUCGCGGCCGCGGUGCCGGUGAAGCCACGUGCCGGCCGCGGCCGGAGGAGCCGCCGGUUUUCCCCCCCGCACCCCCCGAUCGCUGCUGCCGCGGCCGGAGGAGCCGCCGGUUUCCCCCCCCACAUCCCCCGAUCGCUGCUGCCGCGGCCGGAGGAGCCGCCGGUUUCCCGCCCACACAUCCCCCGAUCGCUGCUGCCGCGGCCGGAGGAGCCGCCGGUUUCCCCCCCUCACACCCCCCGAUCGCUGCUGCUGCCGCGGCCGGAGGAGCCGCCGGUUUUCCGCCCAGCCCCGACUCUCCUCCUUCCUCCUCAAUCGCCGCUGCCUGCCGCCACGAUGUCUUCUCUUCCGCCAUCUUGUUUCCCCCUUCUGCGCUCAUUCGCUAUUUUAUACCGAGGGAGGGAGGAGGCGCUCGCUGAUUGGCUGACAGUGUCAGCCUCGGAAGUCGUCCAUUGGCUCAUCCCCACGAGGGGUUCUCCGAGGGGGUGGGAGAAAGGCGCUGAUUGGUCACCGUGUCGCUGAGGGGAGGAAGGCACUGAUUGGUCACUUUCCGCCGAAGUUCGCCCUCCCAGUAACAGGCGCUGAUUCGCUAGCGCCCCUGAGGUAGAAAAGGCGCUGAUUGGUCGGCGUUUUCUCGCCGACGUUAGCCCACAGCAACGAAGCGCUGAUUGGGCAGCGCGGCUGACGGGGCGGCUCGGCCAUUGGCAGGAGGGCGGGCGGGGGGCGGGACCGGGCGGGACAACGAGGUAAUAAAUGGGGCGGCGCAGAACGCGCGCAGGACCAGAAAGGCGGAGGCGGCAGCGGCAGCGCGAGCUCAUCGGCCCCCCCCCCCCCCCCCCGCCCCCCCGCGGCGGGAAACCGGAGAACGGCAGGAACGGCGGCCGGAGUCAGUUAACGGGGUGGGUAAGGGCGGUAAUUAUCGUGCGGGUGUUAAUUGGGGCUCGGCGGGUUAAUGAGUGACCGGCGGGCUGGGGUGUAUCUGGGGGUUUUGAUCGGAACUGGGGUUUUAAAGCCGCGGGUUUGGGGGGGGGGCGGGGCGGGGGCGAUUAAGGCUCCCGGAGCCGCUUUAGCGGCUUAAAUCUUUGUGUUGAACGCGGGAGGAGCCGGUUCGGGGCUUUUCUCAGCAAUCGGGGCUGGUUUGGGUCCAAUUCGGCUUUUAAAAGAUGUUUUUACGUAAUUUUUGGGUGCCGAUUUGUGCCAGAAGGCGCCUUUGAAAUCUGUUUAUUGAGGGUUUAUCAGGAGAAUUAAAGUUUAAAGCUCGGGGAGAUUUGGGGCUUUUCCCCGGGAUUUUGAGUCCAAAUCGGUUUUUUUAGAGCCCUUAUUUAUUUAAAUUGUUAUGUUUAAAGGGUUUAUUUGAGGUUUUAUUUGGAACAUUUUGGGCGGGUUUGAGGCUCCUAAGGUUUAAUUGUUGGUUUAUUAUUUGAUUUAUUAUUUCACUGCGGUUCGGGGCUCCUGAAGACGCUGAGUUGUUUCAAUUAUUUAGCGCUGUGAGGACCCGUUUUGGGGCCGUUGGGGUCUAAAUCGGCUUUUUGAAAGGUUUAUUUAACGCGUUUAAAGUUUGAGGGGCCGAUUUGCGACUUUAAAGCUUUUUGAAUCUACUUAUUGAUAAGAAUUUAUACAAUAGAUUAAUAUUUAAAGCCCGGGGGGAGAUUUGGGGCUGUUUCCCAGGAUUGCGAGUCCAAAUGCGUUUUUUUCUGUUAACCGCUUAUUAAUUUAAAUUAUUAUAUUUAAACGGGGCUUUUUGAGGUUUUAUGAGGGUUUUUUUGAGCAUUUUGGGCGGUUCUGAGGCUCCUAAAGCCGCUUAAUUGUUUAAAUUAUUAAUUGUUAAAAUAAUGUAAGUAGUUGUUGAAAUAAGUGUGUAAGUUAUUGUAUUUAAAGCCGGGAGGGGCAUUUCGUUGCUUUUUGGGGGGUUUUAGGGCUGAAUUCACUUCAUUGAACGUGUCUAGAGCUGGGGGUCCCAGAUCUGGUGCUAAUUUGGCCCCAAAAAAAGCUUUAAAAAUCUAUUUAUUUAUAUAAUUUACUGAAUUAAUAUUUAAGCGGGAACAUGUUCGGCUUUUUUAACCCGCCGCCAUUUUGUCUCCCCCGUCCCGCUCUCCCUCACGCUGAGGGGGCCGAGGAGACGCUCGCUGAUUGGCCGGUGCCGUCUGGCGGGAAAGCCUCCCCCGGCUCAGCCCCGCUCGGCUGUCUCCGAGGGAGAGAAAGGCGCUGAUUGGUCGCUGCCUCUGAGGAGAGAAAGGCGCUGAUUGGUCGCCGCCUCCCUAAACCCACCUCCUGCGCAGAGAACAGCGAAGGCAGCCUGGCCACGCCCCCUCCGGCUGAUCGCGCCCCCCGCUCCGGCUGACCGCGCGUGCCCCCCCCCCGCAACUCGGCUGACCGCGUGCCCCCCCCAACUCCGGCUGACUGUGCCCCCCCGCCCCCCGGCUGAUCCCGUGCCCCCCCCACUGCACUCCUGCUGACUGUGCCCCCCCCACCUCCUCCGGCUGGCCACAUCUCCACUGCACACCAUGGCGGGGAUGGGGCGGGGGGGGGAUCACAAGGGUCUAUGGGGCGGUGUGGGGGUCAGGGCGGCUGUGGGGUCAAUGGGGUUGUUGUGGGGUGAAACACCCCUGAAGAGGCUGAACCCCCUACAGGUGAGUGACCCACACAGUGCCCCACAGUGCCCCAUAGCACCUCCAUUCUGCCCUACGGAUCCACAACACUGCCCCACAGCACCCUAUAGCUCCUGCUUGCUAUCCCACAGCACCCCAUGGCUUCUCCACUCUGCCCCAUAUGUCUACAGCAGUGCCACAGAGUACCUCAUAUGUCUUCCACUCUGCCCCAUGGGUGCAGAGUGCUGCCCUACAGCACCCUAUAGCUCCUGUACUCUGCCCCACAGAUCCACAGUGCUGUCCCACAGCACCCUAUAGCUCAUGUGGCCUAUAGACCCACUGUACUGCCCUACAAUGCCCCAUGGCUCCUACACUCUGCCCCAUAGACCCACAACACUGCCUCACAACACCCCAUUGCUCCUGCACUCUGCCCCAUGGAUGCCCAGUACUGCCCCACAGCACCAUAUAGGUCCUGUACUCUGCCCCAUACAUCCACAGGAGUGCCCCCCAGCACCCCAUGGCUCCUGCAUUCUGACCCAUGGAUGCCCAGUACUGCCCCACAGCACCAUAUAGGUCCUGUACUCUGCCCCAUACAUCCACAGGAGUGCCCCCCAGCACCCUAUGGCUCCUGCAUUCUGACCCAUGGAUGCCCAGUACUGCCCAACAGCACCAUAUAGGUCCUGUACUCUGCCCCAUACAUCCACAGGAGUGCCCCCCAGCACCCUAUGGCUCCUGCAUUCUGACCCAUGGAUGCCCAGUACUGCCCAACAGCACCAUAUAGGUCCUGUACUCUGCCCCAUACAUCCACAGGAGUGCCCCCCAGCACCCUAUGGCUCCUGCAUUCUGACCCAUGGUGGAUGCCCAGUACUGCCCCACAGCACCAUAUAGGUCCUGUACUCUGCCCCAUACAUCCACAGGAGUGCCCCCCAGCACCCCAUGGCUCCUGCACUCUGCCCCAUGGAUGCCCAGUACUGCCCCACAGCACCGUAUAGCUCCUCUACUCUGCCCCAUACAUCCACAGGAGUGCCCCCCAGCACCCCAUAGUGACUCUACUCUUCCCCAUAGACCCACAGUGCUGCCGCACAGGACUCUACUCUGCCCCUUAGACCCAGAGAGCUGCCCCACAGCAGCCUGUAGGUGCUGCAUUCUGCCCCAUUGGUGCAAAGUGCUGCCCCACAGCGCCCCACACCUCUGUCCACCUGACCACCCUUCCCUCCUGACUGCGCCUGCACUGCCCACUAUGGGUGGGUCACAAGGGUCUAUGGGGCGGUGUGGGGGUCAGGGGGGCUGUGGGGUCAAUGGGGUUGUUGUGGGGUGAAACACCCCUGAAGAGGCUGAACCCCCUACAGGUGAGUGACCCACACAGUGCCCCACAGUGCCCCAUAGCACCUCCAUUCUGCCCUACGGAUCCACAACACUGCCCCACAGCACCCUAUAGCUCCUGCUUGCUAUCCCACAGCACCCCAUGGCUUCUCCACUCUGCCCCAUAUGUCUACAGCAGUGCCACAGAGUACCUCAUAUGUCUUCCACUCUGCCCCGUGGGUGCAGAGUGCUGCCCUACAGCACCCUAUAGCUCCUGUACUCUGCCCCACAGAUCCACAGUGCUGUCCCAUAGCACACUAUAGCUCAUCUGGCCUAUAGACCCACUGUACUGCCCUACAAUGCCCCAUGGCUCCUACACUCUGCCCCAUAGACCCACAACACUGCCUCACAACACCCCAUUGCUCCUGCACUCUGCCCCAUGGAUGCCCAGUACUGCCCCACAGCACCAUAUAGGUCCUGUACUCUGCCCCAUAUAUCCACAGGAGUGCCCUGCAGCACCCCAUGGCUCCUGCACUCUGCCCCAUGGAUGCCCAGUACUGCCCAACAGCACCAUAUAGGUCCUGUACUCUGCCCCAUACAUCCACAGGAGUGCCCCCCAGCACCCUAUGGCUCCUGCAUUCUGACCCAUGGAUGCCCAGUACUGCCCCACAGCACCAUAUAGGUCCUGUACUCUGCCCCAUACAUCCACAGGAGUGCCCCCCAGCACCCCAUGGCUCCUGCACUCUGCCCCAUGGAUGCCCAGUACUGCCCCACAGCACCGUAUAGCUCCUCUACUCUGCCCCAUACAUCCACAGGAGUGCCCCCCAGCACCCCAUAGUGACUCUACUCUUCCCCAUAGACCCACAGUGCUGCCGCACAGGACUCUACUCUGCCCCUUAGACCCAGAGAGCUGCCCCACAGCAGCCUGUAGGUGCUGCGUUCUGCCCCAUUGGUGCAAAGUGCUGCCCCACAGCGCCCCACACCUCUGUCCACCUGACCACCCUUCCCUCCUGACUGCGCCUGCACUGCCCACUAUGGGUGGGUCACAAGGGUCUAUGGGGCGGUGUGGGGGUCAGGGGGGCUGUGGGGUCAAUGGGGUUGUUGUGGUGUGAAACACCCCUGAAGAGGCUGAACCCCCUACAGGUGAGUGACCCACACAGAGACCCACAGCAGCCCAUAGCCCCUCUGCCCUAUAGAGUCACUGCACCCCAUAGCUGCUUUUACUCUGCCCCAUAAAUGGACAGCAGUGCUCCACAGCACCCUAAGUCUCCACUGUGCCCCAUAGACACACAGUGCUGUCCCACAGCACCCCAUAUCUUGUUCACUCUGCCCUCUAGACCCACAGUGUAACCCUACAGCACCCCAUAGUUCCUCUGCCCUAUAGAUCAACAGCACUGUCCCAGAAAACACCAUAGCUUCUUCCCACUAGCCCAUAGGCCAGCAAUUCUGCCCUACAGCGCACUAGCUCCUGCACCCUAUCCCAUAGACCCACAGCAGUGCUCCACAGAUCCAGUCUGCCCUAUACAGCCACAGCACUGCUCUGCAGCACCAUAUACUUCCAGCACUCUGGCCCAUUGAUAUGUAGCACCCCACAGCUGCUGCAUUCUGCCCAUAGAUCGAGAUUCCUGGGUCCCCUCACCCCACCAGCUGUCCUGGGUUGCGAUGCUGCACGGGGCCCUGUGCACAACAAAAUGAGGACAGCAUGGCUGCUGGGCGCCACCCUGCUUGGAAUCCGAGAUGGCUGGGGGGGGAGGGCUGGCAGCCAUGCUGGCACUGCCGGAGGGGCUGUUGGUCUGCGCCGUGCUCAGGCGGCAGCUCCCGGCUGUAUCGGCUGCUCCUGUGGCCCUGCACCCUGCCCAUGGGAACAAGGUGGCUGCCCUGAUGGGCGUGGCCAUCUCGGCUGCUGUGUCCCUGCUGGUGGGCGGGGCCAUGGCUGUCAUGGCUGCCAAGCCUGUGCUGGAAGGGUGGGGCUGAGGUGGGUGGGGCCUGCCUAGGGUGGCCAUUCUGGGGUGGGGCCCAAGGUGGGUGGUGGGGCCUGUGACUCUGUUUGCCCCUGACGGCCAUCUUGGAAAAGGGCAGCACUGUGCCGCUGCCAUCCUGACGUUGCUCCCCCAGGGCCAUGUUGGGGGAUUUUUAACCUGGUUUUGGGGCCAAUUCUCACCCAAUAAAAUUAAAUAAUGUAAAAAAA